Messenger RNA from Musa acuminata AAA Group (dessert banana), 3330 nucleotides. RefSeq names its product protein SMAX1-like. Bases 146 to 3196 code for a protein of 1016 amino acids. The record is from RefSeq and is a predicted model, not a curated record. The transcript has 3 exons. Gene Ontology annotation, molecular function: ATP hydrolysis activity; ATP binding. NCBI's taxonomy places the organism in Eukaryota, Viridiplantae, Streptophyta, Magnoliopsida, Zingiberales, Musaceae.
UGUAGGAGAGACUGUGUCGUACGUCCUUCUUCUAUAUUGUCGCACUGUAUAGUUCGUAUUGGUUGGGGCUGCAGAGAACGAGUGGUGUCCUCGUUUGUGGUUGUGUGUGUACAUAUUGGAGAAGGAGAAAACGGUGGGGGAAUCGAUGAGGACGGAGGUGGCGACGAUACAGCAGAUGCUGACGCCGGAGGCGGCAGCGGUUUUGAUGCGGUCUGUCGAGGAAGCGCGCCGCCGACGCCACGGCCAGACGACGCCGCUCCACGUGGCAGCCAACCUCCUCGCAGCUCCCUCGGGGCUCCUCCGCCGAGCCUGCGCCGUCUCCCACCCGCUCCUGUCUUCCUCCUCCCACCCCCUUCAUUGCCGGGCCCUCGAACUCUGCUUCUCCGUCGCGCUCGAUCGCCUCCCGGCUAGUGCCAGUUCAAGCAGCGCCGACGCCGAGCAGCCGCCACUCUCCAACGCGCUGGUUGCGGCAGUCAAGCGCGCCCAGGCCCACCAGCGCCGUGGGUGCCCCGAGCAGCAGCAGCAGCAGCCCCCGCUGCUCGCCGUCAAGGUCGAGCUCGGCCACCUCGUCGUCUCUGUUCUUGAUGAUCCCUCCGUCAGCCGCGUCAUGCGCGAGGCCGGCUUCUCGAGCCCCGCCGUGAAAGCUGCCAUCGAGCACUCGCUCUUCUCCGAUUCUGACGCUGCCGCCGCUUCGCCGAGCCUUCCGGGCACGAGGAACGUAUACAUCAGUCCUCGGUUGCAGCAGAAACAGGGGAGGAGCAGGCCGGACGCAAAGAAGAGGGAGGAGGUCAAGAAGGUGUUGGACAUAAUGACGAGGGUGAAGAAGAGGAACCCGGUUCUCGUCGGCGACUUCGAGGCAGCGUCGGUGAUGGAGGAGGUGCUAACGAUGAUCGAAAAGGAGGAGCUCGGCAUGGACAACCCAGCAACUUUACGUUUGGCUCAAGUCGUGUCCUUGGAGAAGGAAUUCUCGUCUUCGGAACGAAGCUUGAUACCCAGAAAGAUCAACGAAUUAUAUGGCACUUUGGAACACGUGAUUCGUGCUCGCUCCACCAAUGGUGGCAUGGCAGGUCUAGUUCUCGAUCUGGGGGACUUGAAAUGGCUUGUGGAGAGCCCCGGCGGAUCCGGUGCAAGCUCGGUUCAGCAGAUGGCCCGCGCCGCACUGACGGAGAUGGGGCGGCUACUGUCCAAGCUCCGAGAAGGCGACGGAAGCAGAGGCCGAGUUUGGGUGGUCGGGACUGCGACAUGCGCGACGUAUCUGAGAUGCCAAGUCUACCACCCGACGAUGGAGGGAGACUGGGACCUCCAGGCCGUGCCCAUCCCGCCGAGGUCGCCACCGCUGGCCGGCUUGUUCCCAAGGUCCGGAGGCAAUGACAGCGCAAGCAGCUCGAUCAUGGCAGCUGGUACCGCUGCCAUCGUCCUGACUCGACCAUUGGAAAGCGGCAGUUGCUCGCAGCCGGCAGCUUUGUGCCAACUUUGCAUGGCGGGCUAUCAGCAUGAGCUUGCCAAGCUCGUACCAAACGAAUCAGAGGGCCGCUCUUCAAAGCCCGGACAGCAGUCAAAGGGAAGUCUACCCCGGUGGUUGCAGAUCGCGGUUCCCAGCAGGACACCCGCAUCCGAUCACCACCUUCAGAUCGAGGAGCAGGAGCUUCUUCAGAAGGAAAAGGCUGAAGAGUUGCUGAGGAAAUGGUGUGGCAGAUGCACUCGCCUCCACAUGAAUCUUCGUGCAAAUGUUAUCACCUCUGGAAGAACUCCGGCCCCAAGUCUUCCGAUGCUAAUCUCGAGAAGCUGCACCAAUCUUCCACAGCAGCAUCUUGAACCAACUCCAACUCGAAAUGACGGUGAUGGCAGUCUGAAGCCGAACUCACUGGAAGACCAUAUAAGCCCGGUGAAGACGGACCUUGUUCUCGGGCUCUCGCGGCCUCUCAGUGCCCCAUUGCAGAAACCCCAUGACGAGCGCACGGUGGCCUUGUCGAAGAGAUCUUGGGAUCAAUUUAGUGACCAACAAAGCAAAACAAUCACAGGUAUUCCAGAUGCUGAUUCCCUGAAGAGGAUCUCUAAUGGCCUGACCAAGGCCGUCAGCUGGCAGCCGGAGGCCGCCUCUGCCAUCGCCGCUGCAGUGGUGCGAUUCAAGUCCGGGAAUGGUAAGCGGCGCAGCGUUGGGACCAGGGCUGGUUCAUGGCUGCUCUUCACUGGACCCGAUAAGGUUGGGAAGAGGAAGAUGGCUGCUGCCCUGUCGGAGCUCAUGUUCAACGCUGCACCGGUCAGAAUCAAUCUCGGUAGCCCAUCGUCCGCUGAUGGUGAUGAUGGAGAAAUGGAUGUCAAGACUUUGCUGGACCAAAUCGCUGAGGCCAUCCAGCAGAAUCCCUGCUCCAUAAUUGUGCUCGAAGACAUCGAUCAUGCCGACGAUCUCGUAAGGGGGACUAUCAAGCGUGCCAUCGAAAGCGGUCGACUCCUGGAUUCUCGUGGCCGGGAGGUCAACCAUGGCGGCAUCAUCUUCAUCCUCAUUUCAGAUCGGUGGCCUGACAAUCUCAGGAACUCAGAGGACUGCCAUCUCCAAUGCAGAGGGUGGCAACUGGAGCUCUCGUUCGGGGAAAAGAGCAGGAAGCGACAUCCCGAUCCGCCAUCGAAGAAUGAGCAGCCGCCGAAACAGAGAAAGCAGUCUUGCAGUCAGGGCCUUUCUCUCGAUUUGAAUUUGGCUGUCAGCGAAGAUGAUGAUGAUGGCGAAGAGGGUUCGUGGAAUUCCAGCGACCUCACAGUGGAGCACGAGCACAAGUACGGGCAGCUCGCCGUCGACUGCCCAACAUCAUCGUCGAAUGCCUCUGAGCUAAUCGAUAUAGUGGAUGAAGCCAUCGUGUUCAACCCCGUAGACUUUAGCACAUUGAAGAAGACACUCUCGGAGUCAAUAUCCUCAACAUUCACAAGAAUCAUGGGCACCGGUCGACCAUUACGGAUCGAUGAGGAGGCACUCGAUCGAAUAGUUGGCGGGGUUUGGCAAAGCGGAGCCACCACGGUGUUCGACGAAUGGACCGACAGGGUACUGGUGCCAAGCAUCAAUCAACUGAGGAGCAAUUCAGAGGUCAACAACCGAUCUACGGUACGGCUAUCAUCGGUGAAGGCGAACAACGAUACAAACAAGGGCGGCUGCGCCGGGAAUUGGCUGCCGAGCUCCGUCAGCAUCGCCAUACAUGGAGCUUGAAAGCUUAGGAUAUAAUCGAAGGAUAAUUUCCUUUUUCUUUUUCUUGUUCAUAGCGAUUACAUUGAUUAGUAUCUCUCUUCAUGUACUAAUUAAUGACAAUGGAGUACGUUUAAUUCCACGUAAAUUCUCAUGCA